Molecule: messenger RNA, 1614 nt
Organism: Effrenium voratum
Lineage: Eukaryota; Dinophyceae; Suessiales; Symbiodiniaceae
Source: the annotation of a GenBank genome assembly
AUGGCCAAUUCCAAAUAUGCCGGGAUUGUUGUUGACGCCAAAACCGGCAAGACACUGUACGCAUCAUCCGCCGAUGCCUACCGGUAUCCUGCGUCGCUCACGAAGAUCAUGACCCUGUACGUGGUUUUCGAAGAGCUCUCGGCCGGACGCCUUACGCUCAAUUCCCGCCUGAAGGUGUCCAAGUAUGCUGCGGGCCGGCCACCAUCCAAAUUGGGCCUGAAGCCGGGAAAAACCAUCAAGGUCAAGGACGCAAUCCUUGCGCUGGUGACCAAAUCCGCAAACGAUGUCGCAACAGUUGUUGCCGAGAACAUUUCCGGGUCCGAGAAAAAGUUCGCCCAACGCAUGACGAGCACGGCGCGGUCACUGGGCAUGAAAAAGACGACCUUUAGGAACCCGCAUGGUUUGCCGAAUUCCGGCCAACGGACAACUGCUCGGGAUAUGGCGACCCUUGGACGAGCGAUUCAAGAACACUACCCGCAGUAUUACGGCUAUUUCAAAACGCGGUCCUACAAGUACAACGGCCGCACUUACGGCAACCACAACAAGCUUCUUGGCCGUGUGAAGGGUGUUGACGGCAUCAAGACCGGCUAUAUCAGGGCAUCCGGAUUCAAUCUCGUCACUUCGGUCAACCGGAACGGCCGACAGAUUGUUGCCGUUGUGAUGGGCGGCAGGUCCGGUGCAUCCAGAAACGCCCAGAUGACCAAGCUGAUCAGCCGCUACCUGUCCAAGGCAAGCCGUGGCAAGAAAACCGUUCCCAUGAUAGCCAAGCGCAGCGGCGCACCGAUCUUUGUUGCCUCGGCCCUGGCUCAACCGCCAUUGCCAAGAGAAAAGCCGGGUAGCACUCAGAAGCCUGCGUCAGGAGCCCCGAUGGUUCUUGCCUUCAAUGCGGCUGAAAAACCGAUCGUUGCUCCAGUGCCAACACCUUCCGUUGCCUCCGUCACCACAGCUUCAGUCAAGACCGAGCCCGUAACUGUACCGGGUUUUGGAGACGCGGUUCCAAUACCUCCCAAGAUUGUCAAACAGCGUUUUGACGAGACAUUCGCAGUCGCAACCGCGCUGCCGCCGAUCCGCCGUGAAAGUCCUGAUCUGGAUCUGACGACGAAUUCAGUCUCGAAAAAAGCACUGCUCGACGCUGCAAGGGCAGAUGUGACCAGACGCACCACUUCCCAGCCAGAUAGUGAAGGCCGACCGAUCCCGGCGAAAACAAUCACUGUGGAGACGGUCAAGAUUGAAACGGUCCCGGCGCCCGAAGUUACUGCAUCGAACGUGAAAGUGGCGGCAGCCUCGGCGACCGCGCUGCCGGUUGUCGAAAGCCAGUCGAAGGAUGACACCGUCACUGUUGCGACCAGCGAUACGCCGGAUAUCGAACCGGGCUGGCAGGUGCAGAUUGCCGCUUCGGAGACCGAGAACCAGGCCGUUGCACUUCUGAAGAAAGCCAAGGCCAGAACGGGAGCGGCUCUUCGUGGACGUUCACCAUACACAGAACCCGUUGAAGCCAACGGACAAACGCUCUACCGCGCGCGCUUUGUUGGCUUCAAAAACAAGACCGCAGCCCGCAAGGCCUGCAGUACACUGAAAAAGGCAAAAUUCGCCUGCUUCGCCAUCUAUCAGUAA